AAAAGCACAAAAAUAUAAUUUUUGAAAGGAAAGCAUAAAACAAAUUGAAGCCAAAGGGACAGUAAAUGAAACUACGGAUACAUGUCAAAUGAGUAUGAAUGUGGACGCGUUGACCAGCUGACCAUUGCCUCUACUAUCAAUCAAAACGAUUUGUUGAAUCCAAAGAAUCUUCCCGUAAUACUGUUUUAAUAAAAACUUCGGCGCCCGCAUUAAGCCCCGGCCCAAUCGUUAAACCCAAACCACCAAUUUUCCUCGCCGGCGCCGGCGGUGUACAAACUCAUCUUCUGAAUCUAAAACAUCUUCGUUGCAUUCAAACAAUUUGCGUUGUUCGCUUCGAAGUUCGGUUAUGAAAUUAAGGUAAAGGCGGUAGAAAAUGGAGAGAGUGUUUAGUAAGCUUCGGAAUUUGGACGCUUAUCCUAAAAUCAAUGAAGAUUUCUAUAACCGUACGCUUUCCGGUGGUAUUAUUACCCUUGUCGCCUCCGUUAUUAUGCUCGUUCUCUUCAUCAACGAGCUCGGAUUAUAUAUCCACAGUCAUACUGAAACACAGCUCGUAGUAGAUACUUCAAGAGGAGGAAAAUUACAUAUACAUUUUGAUAUCACUUUUCCAGCUGUUCCAUGUUCGCUGCUCAGUCUUGAUGCCAGGGAUAUUAGCGGAGAAGAACAUUUUGACAUACGACAUGAUAUAUUCAAAAAGAGGAUUGACUCCCAUGGUGCUGUUAUUGAAGUCAGACAAGAUGGAAUUGGUGCUCCUAAGAUUGAGCGGCCUUUACAGAGACAUGGUGGCCGACUUGAGCAUAAUGAAACAUACUGCGGAUCAUGCUUUGGUGCAGAAACGGCAGAUGAUCAAUGUUGUAAUUCAUGUGAAGAAGUUCGUGAAGCAUAUCGAAAGAGAGGUUGGGGGAUGACAAAUCCAGAUUUGAUAGAUCAGUGUAAAAGGGAAGGUUUUGUCCAAAAGAUCAAGGAUGAAGAAGGUGAAGGAUGUAAUAUCCAUGGAUCUCUAGAGGUCAAUAAAGUGGCUGGAAAUUUUCACUUUGCCGCAGGCAAAAGCUUUCACCAGUCAACCUUUCAACUCUUCGAAUUGGUUACCUUACAACCGGAUAAUUAUAAUAUUAGUCACAGGGUAAAUAAGUUAGCUUUUGGCGACUCUAUUCCUGGAGUUGUAAAUCCACUUGAUGGGGUUCAAUGGACGCAGGAAGCACAAAGUGGAAUGUAUCAGUACUUUCUCAAAGUGGUCCCUACAAUAUAUAAAGGUGUUAGAGGCCGUACCAUUGAUUCAAAUCAGUUCUCAGUGACCGAACAUUUCAAGAGUUCAGAGAUGGGGCUUUUCCAAACAAUUACUGGAGUUUACUUCUUUUAUGAUCUCUCUCCAAUCAAGGUGACUUUUGCAGAGGAGCAUGUGUCGUUCUUCCAUUUUCUCACUAAUGUUUGUGCAAUUAUUGGAGGUGUCUUCACAGUUGCUGGAAUAGUAGACGCAUGUAUUUACCACAGUCAAAGGGCCAUAAAGAAGAAAGUGGAUCUGGGGAAGUUCGGUUAAUGGCACUACUGCAAGCUAGUGCUUCAUCAUCCUCGACACAGUAGCUACUGCAUAGUAGUGGAUGCUUGUUCAUCUCUCUCCAUCCUUGGUCCUUCUGAUGGAUUCUUGUGGUUGUUUAUUAAUGUAUUAGCCUUCCAACAAAAGGAAGACAUAUGCAUCAGGUUUCAUAGAGUAAAUUACAUUCAGAAGGGCAAACUCCACUACCGCAGAAUAUGACUAACUUGUGUAAUUCCUGCUUCUAUUCAUUCUCAUUUUGCUUCA
Molecule: messenger RNA, 1795 nt
Organism: Capsicum annuum
Lineage: Eukaryota; Viridiplantae; Streptophyta; Magnoliopsida; Solanales; Solanaceae
Product: endoplasmic reticulum-Golgi intermediate compartment protein 3
Exons: 13
Coding region: 374-1534 (386 amino acids)
Cellular component (GO): endoplasmic reticulum; COPII-coated ER to Golgi transport vesicle
Source: RefSeq, a predicted model, not a curated record